Messenger RNA from Branchiostoma floridae (Florida lancelet), 1000 nucleotides. Its product is annotated as 12S rRNA N4-methylcytidine methyltransferase-like. Gene Ontology annotation, molecular function: rRNA (cytosine-N4-)-methyltransferase activity. NCBI's taxonomy places the organism in Eukaryota, Metazoa, Chordata, Leptocardii, Amphioxiformes, Branchiostomatidae. Gene Ontology annotation, biological process: rRNA base methylation. The transcript is spliced from 5 exons. The record is from RefSeq and is a predicted model, not a curated record. The coding region runs from base 13 to 750 and encodes 245 amino acids.
GAUGACAUAUUGAUGAUAUUUCGGAAAAUGUUAACCGUUGAGUUUAACGGACUUCGCCUUCUGAAGAGACUUUCAGCCGCAGUGUAUAGAAAGCGGAACGUUGGUUCUGCUGCCGAACACAUGGGGCAAUCGAAAGUUUUGGCAGACGACGGUCACCACAUGUGGGUUGGGGAGGGGGGCAGUGGGUCAGGUAUGCCGCACACUCCUGUGAUGGUCCGAGAGGUUUUGGACUGUCUGGACCCUCAGCCGGGACAGGUGUAUGUUGAUAUGACGUUUGGUGCUGGAGGGCACACAAAGGCCAUCCUCGCAGCACAACCAGACACCGUGGUGUAUGCAAUAGACAGGGACCCAGCUGCACACAACAUGGCACAGAACAUAGCCAAACAGUAUGGCAAAUCCAUCCGCCCUGUGCUGGGGCGCUUCAGUGAGCUGCUGUACCUGCUGAGUUCCCAGAAUGUGCAGGAGAACACAGUGGAUGGCUUCCUGUUUGAUGUGGGAGCCUCUUCCAUGCAGUUUGACCAGGGCGGGCGAGGGUUCUCUCUGAGCCAGGACGGACCACUGGACAUGCGUAUGGAUGGGGAGAGAUUUGGAAACAAGCAGCCCACAGCAGCAGAUGUGGUGAACUCUCUGGGUGAGGAUGAUCUGUAUGGCAUCAUCAAGACAUAUGCCCACGCCCCUGACAGGCACCAGGUCCUGAAUGUUGACAAAUCACCCCUGGAUGCCCCCAGGGACAGGAAUUGCCCUGAGUGAUGAUAACAGAAUACCAAGUGAGCACUUGGGCAGACUGCCAGCAUUUACAGGGCUAAUAAGGGGGGAGGGAAAAGUAGGUAAUAAAACUGACAUGCUGGCAGCUAGCAGAUUAGUCAAGCCAAUGAGAUGAGCAAUGACAUGUAGGUGUUUGUAUAUGGUGGGGCCAGGGGUAGUUGUGCAACUGUAGUUCAUGUUCAUGUACAGUCUGAAAAGGUUGACAUGUCUGCAUGGAUACUGAUUUGUUGGGGGU